Molecule: messenger RNA, 1985 nt
Organism: Hevea brasiliensis (rubber tree)
Lineage: Eukaryota; Viridiplantae; Streptophyta; Magnoliopsida; Malpighiales; Euphorbiaceae
Product: pyruvate dehydrogenase E1 component subunit beta-3, chloroplastic
Exons: 4
Coding region: 325-1545 (406 amino acids)
Biological process (GO): pyruvate decarboxylation to acetyl-CoA
Molecular function (GO): pyruvate dehydrogenase (acetyl-transferring) activity
Source: RefSeq, a predicted model, not a curated record
CCCACCAUAGAGAAGAAGUGGGAAGUCAAGUGACGAUGGAAACAAUGUGGAUUGUGGCCCGAGUCUCAACAUCAAAUUAAUCGCCAGAAGCUGAGACGCACAGCAAAGCAAAGCAAAAGCCCAAGUAGCUCGCAGUUAGCUCUUCAAUUCCUCAAAUUCUCCGCCCAUUCUCAUCUGCUUUCUCUGCUUUCUAUUUUAUAAAUCCCAUCUCUGUCCCUUUUUCUCUUCUCAUCUUUUCCUUUCUCUCCGUUUCUUUUCCUUAUUCUCCCCAGAAAUCAAUCUCUGGUUCGUUUCUACCUAACAUAAAAGGAGCAGAAGUCACCAAUGACUACAAUAUUCCGGGGAUUAGGAGCUUUAACGGCUUCUAAUUCCUUCGAUUCCAAGAAAUUACAGCUCCCCUCUCCCAGAUCCUUUUCAGAGAGGAAAGCGAGCUUCCUCUUGGUCAGAUCUGAUGGGAGCGUGAACCUCAAUCUAGGUUCUAAUUCUAGAGCUCGCAGGGCCGAGCAGUUGAUUACCAAUGCUGUUGCGACAAAGGCUGAUGGUUCUGCAGCUUCCACGGCAUCUAAACCUGGACAUGAACUUCUACUCUUUGAGGCCCUAAGAGAAGGCUUGGAAGAAGAAAUGGACAGAGAUCCCACUGUUUGUGUUAUGGGUGAAGAUGUGGGUCAUUAUGGAGGUUCUUACAAGGUGACAAAAGGUUUGGCAACAAAAUAUGGGGAUCUUAGAGUUCUUGACACCCCUAUUGCCGAGAACUCCUUCACUGGUAUGGGUAUUGGAGCUGCCAUGACUGGCUUGAGGCCAGUUGUUGAGGGUAUGAACAUGGGGUUUCUCCUUCUAGCUUUCAACCAGAUCUCAAACAAUUGUGGCAUGCUUCACUACACUUCAGGUGGACAGUUUAAAAUACCCAUAGUUAUUCGUGGACCUGGUGGAGUUGGGCGGCAGCUUGGUGCUGAGCACUCGCAACGCCUUGAAUCAUAUUUUCAAUCAAUUCCUGGAAUCCAAAUGGUUGCAUGCUCAACCGCUUAUAAUGCCAAGGGAUUGAUGAAAGCUGCAAUCCGAAGUGAGAAUCCAGUUAUACUCUUUGAGCAUGUUUUGCUUUACAACCUCAAAGAGAGAAUCCCUGAUGAAGAAUAUAUUUGUAAUCUCGAGGAAGCUGAGAUGGUUAGGCCUGGAGAGCAUGUGACUAUUUUAACCUACUCACGGAUGAGAUAUCAUGUGAUGCAGGCUGCCAAAACUUUAGUGAACAAGGGAUAUGAUCCUGAAGUGAUUGACAUCAGAUCACUAAAACCAUUUGAUCUCUACACAAUUGGGAAUUCUGUGAAGAAGACGCAUCGUGUCCUGAUUGUGGAGGAAUGCAUGAGGACUGGUGGCAUUGGUGCUAGCUUGACUGCAGCUAUCACUGAAAAUUUCCAUGACUAUUUGGAUGCUCCAAUUGUAUGCUUGUCUUCACAGGAUGUACCUACCCCCUAUGCUGGGACAUUGGAGGAAUGGACUGUGGUUCAACCUGCCCAGAUUGUGACAGCGGUUGAGCAGCUGUGCCAAUAGUUAGAGUAGAAUAAAUAGUCAUCACCACUGGUAGAAUUUUCAUGUCCUUCAACUUAAUACUUUCCAUUUCAGCUUCGUUUGAAGUCGUCAUUUAAUUUCAUUUUUUGUUAACAAUUUUGUGCUGUUGAAACUUGCAGUUGUCCAUCAAGGGGAGGCUUUUCUAUUAUUGUUUUUUCUUCACAGUGAGCUAAUAUUGUUGUAAUGAUUUGUGGGUAGAUAUGUGGAAUUCUCAUCAAUACUUUUAGGUUUGGUAUAAUUCUAGCCUAAACUGGUACUGGAGAAUGUCAAAUGCUAAAUGAUCUCAGUUACUAGUGUUUAAAUGGCUGGAGAAGGCAUUUCAGCCAUUUAUACUUUAACACUUCCAGCUGUCUGAAGCUGUCAUUAUUAUUACUAUUUUGUUGAAAUUUGCAACUGUCCAAGUUGACGCAUUUUCUGUUUUA